AUGGAUCGCUUGAAGCAUUUGAAGCAGCUGAUUGUCCUCUCAGCGAUUAUUGUCUCUACGACCGCAUCGCCAUCUGGGGUGCAUGAAGCCAGGCAAGCCACAUCCAGCCUUCCAAGCGGAUGGUCCGCCAUAGGAUGCUUCAGUGACUCCACCGAUGCACGCACGCUGCGCACCGCUGCGUUCACAGAUGUAACUGGUAUGACCAUUGAGUCGUGUCUUGCAUUUUGCGUACCGGCUGGGUACAAGUACGCCGGUGUCGAGUUCUCCAGGGAAUGCUACUGCGACAACAACAUCGAAUCUCCCGGUGCGCCAAUCGACGCCUCGGCAUGCUCCAUGCCGUGUACAGGCAACUCUGGCGAAAUAUGCGGAGGCUCCAACGCAAUAAACAUUUUCCAAAGCACACCGGCGCCACCGCUUCCGUCUGGAUGGGAGGCCGUGGGCUGUUUCAGUGAUUCCACGGACUCGAGGACUUUACGUGUAGCCUCGUUCACGGAUGUAACUGGUAUGACCAUCGAAUCGUGCCUUGAAUUUUGCACCCCAGCCGGAUACAAAUACGCCGGGCUCGAGUUUGCUAGGGAGUGCUACUGCGAUAACGUUAUCGAGUCCCCCGGAGCGCCAAUUGCCGCAUCAUCCUGCUCGACACUUUGUACAGGUAGCGGUGUCGAGAUAUGCGGUGGAUCCAAUGCACUAAGUGUAUUCCAGACUACCGAGGUUACCCCUCCUCCGCCUCCCCCAGCAAGCAUCAAGCAAACAGCUGGAACCUUCAACUAUGUUGGCUGCUUCACUGAUGCUGUUAAUGGAGUGCCACGGUCUCUGGCUACAAAGGUCAUGGGUGGAGACGCAACCGCUGAGACAUGCACCGCGGCGUGCAAAACUGCCGGAUUCGCACUCGCCGGAUUGGAAUUCGGUGGAGAAUGCUGGUGCGACCACUACAUGGCAAGGGCAAACCACGUUCCAGACUCUGACUGUAACUCUGUAUGCGAUGCCGACCACACCGAGCUCUGCGGUGCUGGAAACCGCCUCGCGGUAUACCAAGACACGACAGCUACACAACUCAGCUUCCAAAAUUGCAUCCCAAGCUCGUUGAUUACCCCCAACAGUCAAACGCCCUACGAUUUCACGUUUAUCAUGAGCCCCGGUCCAGCAGGAGGUAGCCCAGUACCGUUGGCCCUCAUUCCCAACGGCGAUCCAUUCCCCAUCCACGCAGGUGCGACUACGGAGCAGUUCUGGCAGCUCAGUGGAAGGACGUUUGUACCUACCACACUUACACCGAAGCAGCCCGUAGAGUUUGCCCUCAACGGAGGCUUCAUUGACCCAGAUCAAGUUACUCAACAGUUCAACCAGCCCAUUCAGCCCGAACCCGGUAGCCCCAUGCAAUUUGAAGCAACGGGAAUAGCUGUGGACGAUUUCUCCGGCUACUGUGCUAUGCCAAACCCGUCGAUCACAUUUGGGUCGCUAUUUGGACCACCAGUUCUCGGUGUCACAGCGGACGGAGGGAUUACAGGACAAUCUAACAUCUGGUCAUCGUGCCAAAGUUCCCCGGGACCUUUGGACCCCAUCUUCCAAGCUUCUGCACCGAGGAAUGUUAACUGCACCAGCGUAUUUUUAGAGAUGCCUCCCAUUUAG
Messenger RNA from Psilocybe cubensis, 1626 nucleotides. RefSeq names its product WSC domain-containing protein. The record is from RefSeq and is a predicted model, not a curated record. NCBI's taxonomy places the organism in Eukaryota, Fungi, Basidiomycota, Agaricomycetes, Agaricales, Agrocybaceae. Bases 1 to 1626 code for a protein of 541 amino acids. The transcript has 14 exons.